CUACAAUAUGCAAGUUGUUUGUUAACAUUGAUCUGGAAAAAUGAACACGAGUGAGAAGAAAACAGAAGAAACAAAUCCCACAGAAGCUGAAGAGACAGAGAUCGUGACUUUUAAGUCACUGGGCAUUGUUGAUGUUCUCUGUGAGGCCUGUGAACAAUUAAAAUGGAAAGCCCCAACAAAAAUCCAGAGAGAAGCUCUUCCAGUUGCUUUGCAAGGUUCAGAUGUCAUUGGAUUAGCAGAGACUGGUUCAGGAAAAACAGGAGCAUUUGCCUUACCCAUUUUACAGACACUGCUUGAUAACCCCCAGAGACUCUAUGCUCUUGUCCUUACUCCUACAAGAGAGCUGGCUUUCCAAAUUUCUGAACAGUUCGAGGCUCUUGGGGCAUCAAUUGGAAUCAAAUGUGCUGUGAUUGUCGGGGGAAUUGAUAUGAUGACACAAGCUCUAAUGCUGGCUAAAAAACCUCAUGUUGUCAUAGCAACCCCAGGAAGAUUAGUUGACCACCUAGAAAAUACAAAGGGAUUCAACUUAAGGUCUCUCAAAUAUUUGGUCAUGGAUGAAGCUGAUAGAAUUCUCAAUAUGGAUUUUGAACAAGAGGUUGAUAAAAUCCUGAAAGUUAUACCAAGAGAGAGAAGAACUCUGCUGUUUUCUGCCACAAUGACAAAAAAGGUUGCAAAAUUACAAAGGGCAUCUCUGCAGAACCCAGUGAGAGUUGAAGUAUCAUCAAAAUACCAAACAGUGGACAAACUCCAACAGUACUACCUUUUUAUACCUGUGAAAUUCAAGGAUGUCUACUUGGUGUACAUUUUGAAUGAGUUGGCUGGUAACUCCUUCAUGGUGUUCUGUAGUACCUGCGCUAACACACAGAGAGUGGCACUAAUGUUACGCAACUUGGGACUUACUGCAAUUCCACUCCAUGGACAAAUGAGCCAGUCGAAACGACUUGGAGCUUUGAAUAAAUUCAAGAGCAAAAACAGAUCCAUUCUUAUUGCCACAGAUGUAGCAAGCAGAGGUCUUGACAUACCACAUGUUGAUGUUGUUUUGAACCUUGACAUCCCAACACAUUCUAAAGACUACAUCCACCGAGUUGGUAGAACAGCAAGAGCUGGCCGUUCUGGGGUCGCCAUCACCUUUGUUUCACAGUAUGAUGUGGAGCUGUACCAGAGGAUAGAACACCUGAUCGGUAAGAAGCUGCCGCUGUAUAAAACAGAGGAAGAGGAAGUGAUGCAACUGAUGGAACGAGUAACGGAGGCACAGAGAUUCGCCAAAAUGGAAAUGAAUGAGACAGAACGAGGAAGAAAGAAGCGUAAGAAUGACGACGAAGAAGCUGACGACACAGAGGAAGCCCUGGGAGUGCGGAAAAAAUUCAAAAAGAAAAAACACAAAUCCUGAUUGUUCUUAUGUAUAUAUGUUAAUUAAAACCAUUGUUAUAGUUUAA
Messenger RNA from Saccostrea cuccullata (small rock oyster), 1436 nucleotides. RefSeq names its product probable ATP-dependent RNA helicase DDX47. The record is from RefSeq and is a predicted model, not a curated record. NCBI's taxonomy places the organism in Eukaryota, Metazoa, Mollusca, Bivalvia, Ostreida, Ostreidae. Bases 41 to 1390 code for a protein of 449 amino acids. Gene Ontology annotation, molecular function: ATP binding; nucleic acid binding; RNA helicase activity. The transcript is spliced from 13 exons.